AUGGAGAAUUCACAUGAGGAGCAAUACAUACAGUGGUGCGAAAGUCCUCGAAUCGAAGUGGCCGUGGUCGACUCUGGCACGAGAGGUGCCAGUCGUUUCUUUCCGCGCGAUCUUCUCACCCGUCGAUCUCGCCGUUUGCGCCAAGUUCUGCAGCAACAACCUGAUCAGGUCAUCGAGCUCGAAGGUAUCACGACACGCACCGUGAAGCAUUUCUUCAUCUGGUCUCAUUCUCUGCACCCAAGUAUCAGCCAUGAUGUUACAUUCGACAAUGCAGCUGAACUUGGCAUGCUUGCGUCGCGAUUCCAAAUCCCUGCUUUGAGCAAUCAGAUCACAGACCGAAUCAGAUCGCACAUAGCCAGUGACGAGUGGGAGCUGCAGGCGGCUAUCGUCGAUCAGAUCUACGGCGUGGCGUCCAGCGGCAGUCCUCUUCGCGAAGUCAUUCGUGCUGCACUAGGCAAGCUGCCCAGGUCCAUAGUCGAGCCCAGGAAUGACCACGAGGAAUGGCGGGCCACAGUACGCAAACACAGUGAGCUGGGAUUCGAUUUCUUCGGGGCUCUUAGUGCGCCCUGGAGUGCUGAUGCGUACCUGUCUGGAGUCUGCCGCUUCCAUGACCACACUAAUGUCCUAGAUCAGAAAAGCAACGAGCUAUGUGAUGGCUGCCCGUACGCUGAUGAGGACUGCUACCCGUUAUCUGUUCCUGAACAACCCAGAACGACUGUGUCGAACGAUGUAAAGUCUCAGAAGAAGACCGCGAAGUUGAGCAGCGGAGAUGCUGUUCACAAUGUUGUGCCGAAGCCAAAGGAGGGAUUCGUGGACGAGAGUCCGCCGGCACUCGUGCGUCAGCGUGUCGGUAAUUGCAUUAUGAUUACCACUGAUGACUUCUUCGACCCAAAGGUCAACGGGCUUGGCGCAAUUGCGGAGGGCGCUGUUGAGACAAACGGUGGUCGACCCUCCCUGCUCAAAAAUGGCACAAUGGACUCGGACGAUGCGAUCGACGAUGCCAAUGAGCCGAUCACAUCCGAAGACCAAGCCGACGAGUUUCACAACGCACGCACUAUCGGUACGAUGACAGAGGUCUUGAAUGGCGAGGUCGAUGGGUCUGGAGAGAAAGCUGAUGACGAAGCUCCGAAGAUGAUGCGUUCGAAAAGCAAGAACAAGAAGAAGAAAAGAGGCCCCAGCUUCUCGGUGGGCACGAUCUGA
This is a messenger RNA of Cyphellophora attinorum, 1200 nucleotides long. RefSeq lists its product as uncharacterized. Lineage: Eukaryota; Fungi; Ascomycota; Eurotiomycetes; Chaetothyriales; Cyphellophoraceae. Bases 1 to 1200 code for a protein of 399 amino acids. The transcript has 2 exons. The record is from RefSeq and is a predicted model, not a curated record.